UCUGAGACCCCGAGGCAACCACCACCACCACCACCACUGCAAUAUGGUGUCUCAGACUUGCCCUCUCUCCCUCCUCGCCUUAUGGAUGUCUGUCUUGGCCGCUGCUGUCCUUAUGCAGGCCUCCGUCAGUAGCGGCGCGAGGCUGGAGGACAAGAUCUACAGGUUCAGACUAUGGCCGGGCACAGAGAGGGAGUUCCAGCAUUACCAGUGCGGCGCGGAGUUCAACAAGGAGACACGCAAGCUGUACAAUGAACUCAGCAGCGUGUGUGAGGACUGCAGGAAUGUCUACCGCUACGACCCUUUCCUCCGUCAGCGAUGCAUGAGCAAUUGUUUCGACAACGACAUGUUCUUCAAGUGCACCGAUCAGUUAAUGUACCCCAUUGAGAAGAUCAAGGACUACGAGGACAUGAAGAUGCAGAUCAAGGCAUAAGAGGAAACACUGACGCCACUGCAUUUGUGUAGUAGCUGGCGUGUGGCGGGCCGGCGGCAGCGCUGGCGGGGGUCGCGGGGCAGUAUUGACUAAACUAUCAUUAUUAUUAUUAUUAUCACCAUCACUGAUUGACUGUGCUUAUCUAUUUUCUAUUUUCACUUUUGCUGGAACCUUAAGCAGUUCUUGACAAAAGCAUUAGUAUUCAUUUAUUUAUCUAUUUUAUUUAUUGUCGUGUGAUUGUCAUCUAAUUAUUCAUUUUCUAUUGCGGCGGCAUGGCGUGUCUAGAUUAUUAUUAUUAUUAAUGUUAUUAGUAGAUGCAUUAGUUACAUUUUUAGUCAGAAGAGAAACUAAUCUAUUAUCAUUUAUCAUUAUUAUUUUUUUUCAUAUUUAAUUCUGCUCUUUUUUCUUUCUUUCUCUCGACGCGUAAAUGAACUUAGCACAAUACUACAAUUUAAUUAAGCAGAAUUAUAAGUUUAAUUACAAAGCUUUGACCCGAAAACAAACAAUUAUACGCAGUGCAUUUUAGUUAUCGUUGUUGUUGUUGUUGUUUUCUUCCAGCGCGCAGUGAAAACAACAAAAAUGAUAACCAAGAAAUCAAACUAUUUUACUGCAUUUUGCUAUUUCUUCUUUAUUUUGCAUCUUUCCUUGCUUCAU
Molecule: messenger RNA, 1084 nt
Organism: Portunus trituberculatus (swimming crab)
Lineage: Eukaryota; Metazoa; Arthropoda; Malacostraca; Decapoda; Portunidae
Product: crustacean hyperglycemic hormones B-like
Exons: 4
Coding region: 44-430 (128 amino acids)
Biological process (GO): circadian rhythm
Source: RefSeq, a predicted model, not a curated record